UCCCUCUAUACUCAUACUCAUAUAUAGGUACCAAUCCUAUAAUCCGCCCCCACCAUCCCCCACGAAGAAGCUUCUGUGAUUGAACUCCGUGUCUCAUUUCCGCCCCAACAAAACCCCUGUCAAGGGUCCCACCCUGCUCCAGUGUCCGAUCAGCUCCCGCUUCGUUCACACCUAUCGCGGUGGGCCUUGCGUGGUCAGUACCUCUAAGCAAACCGACCGAGACUUCACCUUCGCAACACCACAUUGACCUUGGGAAACGGAAACAGUCAAACAGACAAGAUGGAAAUGCCAAAUCUGCCGAAGUCGGUUGUCAUAGUCGGAGGCUCCCUAGCGGGCCUCCUUCAUGGGCUGUACUUGAAGCGCCAUGGCAGCAACGUCAUGAUUCUCGAGCAGGAUCCCAGCGCAGUCCGGAGCAGUCACCAAGCUGGCAUUGCCUUUGGGCCUAACGUGGAUGAGAUUCUCCGCAAGUACGACGACACGGGUGUGCAGAGCUGCAUAGCUUCGCCAACCACCCAGAUCGCCUACCGCAAGAGCUGGGAUAUCCAUCUCAACAUUGCCCGGCGUCUCACUAGCUGGGGGUUGCUGUACCGCAUCCUGCGUGCCAACUACGACGGCUUGGCCUCCGAUGCCGUCCCCAGUCCGCCACCCCCAAGAAAAGGCGACGGAGAAGCCGAGUACCGCUCCGGGAAGAAGGUCACGAACCUGCAGGACAAUAACGGCACGAUCACGGUCACCUUCGUCGAUCAAGACGGAACGGAGGACUCCCUCACAGCCGACCUCGUCAUCGGCGCCGACGGCGUGCACUCCACCGUCCGAACCCUCCUCCAAGCGCCCACCAUCAAAGAAUACUCGGGCUACGUCGCCUGGCGCGGCACCGUCCUGGAGCGCGAUCUAACCCCCGAGACAGUCGCGUACUUUGCCGACCGCCCAACCCUCACCUUUCUCAAAAACACCUACCUCGUCUCAUACCCCAUCCCCCCCGAUACAGGCACCUUCACCCAGGCAACCCGCCUGCUCAACUGGGUGUGGUACAGCAACGCGCCCGACCCCACCCCCUUCCUAACCGACGUGCACAACCGCACCCACAGCACGACCGUCCCCACGGGGCUCGUCUCGCCACCCCUCUGGCGCGCCCACCUCGCGGACACCGUCGCCCAGAUGCCGCCCCACCUCGCGGCGCUGGUGUCGGCGACGCAGCCGGAGGCGGUGUUUGUCACCCGCGUCAGCGACGCGCUGUGCGGGCGCGCCGUGUUUUGUGGGGGGAGGGUGGUGCUGGUCGGGGAUGCGUUGGCCACGUUUAGGCCGCACUUUGCGGUGGCGACGGAGCAGGCGGCGAGGCACUGUCUUGGGUUGGGGAGGGUUUGGGAGGGGGGGUUGGAACUGGAAAGGUGGGAGGGGGAGGUGACGGGGUAUGGGAGACGGAUGUGGAUGGCGAGUCGGGUGUUGGGGGUGUGGGGGCUGGGCGGGUGGUGGGAGUUUUUGGGGGUGCUGGGGAGGUUUGUGGGUGUUGUGCUGGGGGGGUUGUUGGGGAGGGGGUGA
Messenger RNA from Chaetomium fimeti, 1539 nucleotides. RefSeq lists its product as uncharacterized. NCBI's taxonomy places the organism in Eukaryota, Fungi, Ascomycota, Sordariomycetes, Sordariales, Chaetomiaceae. The transcript has 3 exons. The record is from RefSeq and is a predicted model, not a curated record. Gene Ontology annotation, molecular function: FAD binding. Bases 280 to 1539 code for a protein of 419 amino acids.